Molecule: messenger RNA, 748 nt
Organism: Ochotona princeps (American pika)
Lineage: Eukaryota; Metazoa; Chordata; Mammalia; Lagomorpha; Ochotonidae
Product: cAMP-specific 3',5'-cyclic phosphodiesterase 4B-like
Exons: 6
Coding region: 56-748 (230 amino acids)
Source: RefSeq, a predicted model, not a curated record
ACAAAGCUGUGUUGAAUAACAGUCAUUUUAAAAGCCAAUAUUUUCUACCUCUAUAAUGAAGAAAAGCAGGAGUGUAAUGACAGUGACGGCGGAUGAUAAUGCUAAAGAUUAUUUUGAAUGUAGUUUGAGUAAAUCCUACAGUUCUUCGAGUAACACACUUGGGAUUGAUCUGUGGAGAGGCAGAAGGUGUUGCUCUGGAAACUUGCAGUUACCGCCGUUGUCCCAAAGACAGCAUGAAAGAGCGAGGACUCCUGAGGGAGAUGGCAUUUCCAGGCCCACCACGCUGCCUUUGACAACACUUCCGAGCAUUGCCAUAACAACUGUAAGCCAGGAGUGCUUUGAUGUGGAAAAUGGCCCUUCCCCAGGUCGGAGUCCGCUCGACCCCCAAGCCAGCUCUUCCUCUGGGCUGGUGCUUCACGCCACCUUCCCAGGACACAGCCAGCGCAGAGAGUCCUUUCUCUACAGAUCAGACAGUGACUAUGACUUGUCACCAAAGGCAAUGUCAAGAAACUCAUCACUUCCAAGCGAGCAACAUGGCGAUGACUUGAUUGUAACUCCUUUUGCUCAGGUCCUUGCCAGCUUGCGAAGUGUUAGAAACAACUUCACUCUACUGACAAACCUUCAUGGAACAUCCAACAAGAGAUCCCCAGCGACUAGUCAGCCGCCAGUCUCCAGAGCCAGCUUGCAAGGUAGGCAAUGCCAUGAGGUCCACCUCAUUGCUCCAAGUCGUAAAUAUGCCUCUGGUUGA